AUGGCGCUCCAGGAAGAAGUGUCAAUAAGACUCUUGACUAAGGCUCAAGAGGCUGUAUUACAACUAGACCUAUGGAUCAAAGAUCAGCAAGGGUUUCAGAAUCGUGAUGGACUACGUGCAUCAACUUCAGAAUCCUUGGAACAAGCUGAGAGAGAUUAUAAUCGGUAUAUGUUUCAACUGAACUCUCUGUAUCUAAGAGCCCAAUAUAUCCGAGAUAAGAUUGAAAAACAGAAUGCUUAUAAUUUAGCGGAUUCUGAUGUUGCAGGGAAUGACACCAAUAGUCACGCAUAUGUUCAGCAACUAGUAACAGAAUUUUAUUCAUUAAGUAUUAAGAUGAAUGAAUUAUCUGCUAUUCAAGAAAAUGUCACAAAUGGAUCUUCACCUUUAUCAAAUAAAUCAAGUCACUCAAAUGAUUCACUUUCAAAGAUUACUGAUGGAUUUCAACCUCGUCCAUUAAAGAUCCUUCAGCGACAGAAACAUAAUAAUAAUCAGAAUACUCAUCCCCAGCCCGAUUUGGAAUCUCCUUUGAAAUUGAAACAUAGAUCGAGUUACAACAAAUUGUUAUCAUCAAAUAAAAAAGAAAGUAAGCCUUAUAAAAAUUUUAAUUCGAAAAAGUCUAAAAAUAAUGAAUUGUUGUCAGAUAUUUCUCCAGUGAAAAUUCAAUCAUUCGAAGAGCCAACAUUCUCAGUAGCAAAUACAAGAAAUAAAAAUUCUAUGGAUCCAUUACAUUAUUCACUCUUUAAAACUAAUAAUAGAUUGUCAAUUCAAUUCCCGGAUGGAUAUGAUAAUGAUGAUGAAUACGAUGAUCCUACGUGCAUAUCAGAUCAAGAUACAAUAUUUGUCUCAACUCCAAAAAUAGCUUCAUCAAUUAAGAAUACUUCAGAACCAUUACGGAAAUUUAAUUCUCAUGAAAGUAUCUUGUCUGUGGAAAAAUCAAAUAUGAAAUUUAUUCAACCCUUACCCGCUCUAAAGCCACCUUCUUCUCUCUUAAAUUUGACAUUGAAAAAAAAUUUGCGUUCAGUUUCUUCCGUAUCAUCAAAUAAUGUUUCCUUGACGUAUAACCCAAUGAUUUCAAAAUUAAAUACUACUACAAUAAUACCAUCAGAACAUACUCGAAAUCAAAUGAGAGUUAAUUCAGUAGAUUUGCUGAAUUUAUACGUACAACAGCCAACACCCAAAAAAUUGAAAACAGAAUCCCAAUCUCCUAAUCCUCCCUCGACAGAUACAUUACCUUCCUCAAACAAAGAAUCAUCCGUCUUUAGUAAUUGGAAUAUAUUGAAUUUAAUUUCAACACCUAGAUUAUCAAUUUCCUCAUCUGUAACAAAUACACAGGCAGCUUCAACAAAAGCACCUAAACCAAUAAAAAAUAAGCCAAAUUACGGAGAUCUCUUAAAUCAUUCAAAUGAAUUUCAUUAUGAGCCACCACUUCAUUACCAGUCAAAUUUGCAAACGCAUAAUCAAAAUACGGAUGCUGCUGUUAUAUCUCGAGGUAUAUCGGUCUCUGAUCUAGAGCAUGCCCUAAACACAAAUUUGAAAUUAUAA
This is a messenger RNA of Henningerozyma blattae CBS 6284, 1542 nucleotides long. RefSeq names its product Vac17p (gene VAC17). Gene Ontology annotation, biological process: vacuole inheritance. Lineage: Eukaryota; Fungi; Ascomycota; Saccharomycetes; Saccharomycetales; Saccharomycetaceae. Gene Ontology annotation, molecular function: protein-membrane adaptor activity. The coding region runs from base 1 to 1542 and encodes 513 amino acids. The record is from RefSeq and is a predicted model, not a curated record. The transcript has a single exon.